Molecule: messenger RNA, 1491 nt
Organism: Penicillium mononematosum
Lineage: Eukaryota; Fungi; Ascomycota; Eurotiomycetes; Eurotiales; Aspergillaceae
Product: 25S rRNA (adenine645-N1)-methyltransferase
Exons: 2
Coding region: 1-1491 (496 amino acids)
Biological process (GO): ribosomal large subunit biogenesis; rRNA methylation
Cellular component (GO): nucleolus
Molecular function (GO): rRNA (adenine) methyltransferase activity
Source: RefSeq, a predicted model, not a curated record
AUGUUCGCUGUUCCAGGAUGGUCCGUUGAGAGUUCUGCUCUAAAGCCACAGACUCAGGCCGCGCAACCCAAGAACGAGUCUCAGCCGGAGAAGGAUGCCUCCAACGCUAAUGCGAAGAACAAUAAGCGCAAGCGUGCCAACGAUCGCGUCACCGCAGGCAAUGUGGAUGAGAUGUACCGGAGGCACAUCGAGGGUACGGCCAAGGGUGGAAAGCGUGGCGCAGAUGCUUUCGUGAAGCCAGAGAAGAAGCAGAAUACGGAAAAGAAGGAUAAGCAGACACUUGAGACAGCCACCACCCAGGGGCCUACAAGCGAAACUGCUGCCGCCGAUCCAGACGCAGGUCAAGCCGAAGAUAAAGCACCCAAGAAGAAGAAGCAAAGGAAGAACAAGAAGAACAAGGAGAACAAGGACAACGUCCCAGAGGACAAGACUGAGGCAGGUGGUGCUACCACUACUCCGGCUAAAGAAGUUCCUGCUCCUGCUCCUGCUCCCGCUGCACCUGCACUCCCACCAACAUCGAACCUGACUCCGCUCCAGCAAGCAAUGCGACAGAAGCUGGUCUCCUCUCGGUUCCGCCACCUGAACGAAACCCUCUACACCACCCCCUCCGCGAAAGCACUCGAGAUGUUCAGUACAAACCCGGAGCUCUUUGACGAGUACCAUGCCGGAUUCGCGCGACAGGUGAAGGAGUCCUGGCCCUCCAACCCGGUCGAUGACUACAUCAAGACCAUCCGCACCCGCGGGUUACCCGCUCCCCGUCGUCCCACCGGACUAUGCACAUUCGCCGAUCUGGGCUGUGGCGAUGCACAGCUCGCGCGCGCCUUGACACCCUCCGCCAAGAAGCUGAACAUCAAGCUCAACAGCUACGAUCUGGCAGCGCCCGAUCCGCUGAUCACCAAAGCCGAUAUCUCGAAUCUUCCCUUGGAAGAUGGAGCGGCGGAUGUCGCUAUUUUCUGUCUGAGCCUGAUGGGAACCAAUUGGGUUUCGUUCGUCGAGGAGGCAUGGCGUAUUUUGCGGGGUGACGGCAAGGGCGAGUGCUGGGUCAGUGAGGUCAAAAGUCGAUUUGGCAAGGUCCAACGCAAGAAGUCUCAGAUCGGCGCGCAGAAGCCCGGCAGCAAGGCAGACAAGAAGAAGUCCAAGAAGAAGGGCGGUGAAGAUUCCGACGUCGACGAGACUGAUAUCUUUGCUGAGGAUGUGCGGCCGUCUGACAAUAACGACGAGACUGAUAUCUCGGCGUUUGUGGAGGUGUUCCGGUCUCGUGGGUUCAUGCUUCGCCAGGAAUCCGUGGAUAAGUCCAAUAAGAUGUUUGUGAGAAUGGUGUUUGUUAAGCAGGGUGGUGCGCCUACCAAGGGGAAACACGCUUCGGCUCUCAGCGCGCCUGCGCCUGGUAGCAAGAAGCGCUUUGUUGACCGCAAGCCUGAAUCAGAGUCUGGCAUGUCACCUGAGCAGGAGGCACAGGUGCUGAAGCCAUGUGUUUAUAAGAUCCGUUAG